Drechmeria coniospora is the source of this 891-nucleotide messenger RNA. RefSeq lists its product as uncharacterized. Gene Ontology annotation, biological process: iron-sulfur cluster assembly; mitochondrial respiratory chain complex I assembly. Lineage: Eukaryota; Fungi; Ascomycota; Sordariomycetes; Hypocreales; Ophiocordycipitaceae. The coding region runs from base 1 to 891 and encodes 296 amino acids. The record is from RefSeq and is a predicted model, not a curated record. The transcript is spliced from 5 exons. Gene Ontology annotation, molecular function: ATP-dependent FeS chaperone activity; 4 iron, 4 sulfur cluster binding; ATP binding. Gene Ontology annotation, cellular component: mitochondrion.
AUGCGGUCAUCGCUACCGCGCCUCUUUCAGGUCUCGCGAGCCGUGCAUCAUGAAAAUCCGCUGGGCUUGCCUCGAUCUGGCACACCUCCAACCUGGGGCAAGCGACCCCAAAGACGAAAGAUCACGGGUGUCGAGAGAGUCAUCGCAGUCUCGUCCGCCAAGGGCGGUGUUGGCAAAAGCACCGUCGCAGCGAAUUUGUCACUGGCAUUUGCAAGGCUAGGCUUCCGCGCUGGCAUCUUGGACACCGACAUCUUCGGACCGUCCAUUCCCACUCUCUUCGAUCUUUCAGGAGAGCCAAAAUUAUCGAGCAAGAACCAGCUCGUUCCAUUGACGAAUUAUGGAGUCAAGACCAUGUCGAUGGGCUAUCUCGUUGGCGAGAAUGCGCCAGUCGUCUGGCGAGGUCCCAUGGUCAUGAAGGCUAUACAACAGCUCUUACAUGAGGUCGACUGGGGCGGCUUGGAUAUUCUCGUCUUGGACUUGCCUCCUGGCACAGGAGACACGCAGCUGACAAUCACCCAGCAAGUAGUACUAGAUGGCUCGGUCAUCGUCACCACGCCUCAUACACUCGCAACCAAGGAUGCCGUCAAGGGCAUCAACAUGUUCAAGACGGUCGGCGUCAACAUUCUUGGUCUUGUGCAAAACAUGUCUCUCUUCACCUGUCCUCACUGCCAUGGGGAGACGAACAUUUUUGGGUCGAACAAGAGGGUCGAGCAGAUGUGCACAGAGCACAAGAUUGACUUUCUAGGCGACAUUCCCCUCCACCCGAAUAUCGGCGAUGAUGGCGAAAAUGGAAGGCCAACAGUCGUGUCCGAACCGGCAAGCGACAGGGCAUCGGCCUUUGUGCAAAUUGUCCGGUCAAUCUGUCCCAAAAUUGACCUCAAGGUAACCUGA